Messenger RNA from Arvicola amphibius (Eurasian water vole), 468 nucleotides. RefSeq names its product 40S ribosomal protein S25. The transcript has a single exon. Gene Ontology annotation, cellular component: cytosolic small ribosomal subunit. Gene Ontology annotation, molecular function: structural constituent of ribosome. The record is from RefSeq and is a predicted model, not a curated record. The coding region runs from base 44 to 421 and encodes 125 amino acids. NCBI's taxonomy places the organism in Eukaryota, Metazoa, Chordata, Mammalia, Rodentia, Cricetidae.
UUAGGGAGGCUGCAGUGGUCGUCGCCACUCUCCGAGCUUCAUCAUGCCGCCCAAGGAUGAUAAGAAGAAGAAAGAUGCCGGAAAGUCGGCCAAAAAAGACAAAGACCCAGUAAAUAAGUCUGGUGGCAAGGCCAAAAAGAAGAAGUGGUCCAAAGGCAAAGUUCGGGACAAGCUCAACAAUCUAGUCCUGUUUGACAAGGCUACAUACGACAAACUCUGUAAGGAAGUUCCCAACUAUAAACUUAUUACUCCAGCCGUGGUCUCUGAGAGACUGAAGAUUCGUGGUUCCUUGGCCAGGGCAGCCCUUCAGGAGCUCCUUAGUAAAGGGCUUAUCAAGCUGGUUUCAAAGCACAGAGCCCAAGUAAUUUACACCAGAAACACAAAGGGUGGAGAUGCCCCAGCUGCUGGUGAAGAUGCAUGAACAGGUUCAAUCAGCUGUACAUUUGGAAAAAUAAAACUUUAUUAAAU